Colletotrichum tamarilloi is the source of this 630-nucleotide messenger RNA. RefSeq names its product transposase. The transcript has 2 exons. Bases 1 to 630 code for a protein of 209 amino acids. NCBI's taxonomy places the organism in Eukaryota, Fungi, Ascomycota, Sordariomycetes, Glomerellales, Glomerellaceae. The record is from RefSeq and is a predicted model, not a curated record. Gene Ontology annotation, molecular function: nucleic acid binding.
AUGGAUGAGACUGGUAUUCUUGAGGGCAAGGGAUUCAAUGGGCUGGUCUUGGGCAUGGCCGAGACCAACGCAGUGCGGAAAAAAGAGCCUGGAUCGCGUUCCUGGAUGUCUAUUAUCGAGUGUAUCUCUGCUGGUGGUACAGCCAUCAAACCACUGCUGAUCUACAAGGGAAAGUCGGUCCAACAGCAGUGGUUCCCCCUUGAGCUUAAAGAGCUCGAUGGUUGGGAGUUCACAGCAACAGAUAAUGGGUGGACUACAGACCAGACUGCCCUCACAUGGAAAGCCAGCGAUCUCUGUGGGCAGCUGAAGCUAUCCACAGAGCUCAGUCCUGACCACAACACUCAACGCCUGCUUUUCCGCAAGGUCAAAAAAGCCUUCAGCGAGAAGUCCUACCUAUUGGCCUCAUCUCGACAGCAAGUUCGAGUUCUGGAAGCCAGAGUUAAGCGCAUAGCUCCCAGGAAAAAGAAGAGUGUUCAAACAGACCCAAACACCAAGUUCGCCAACAUCAGGGACAUAAAGAGGGCUCAGGAAGACGCUGGCGAGCGUCUACUUAGUCCCAGUCGAAUCGUGGAGGUCGAAUUACCUAGCGAGGGCAGUGGGCGUAUUGUAGUGGCAGUAGAAGGUGAUUGA